CUUGAAAUGGCCUGGGAGCGCUUCGUAGACCUCGUACCGGAGAGACUCAUUUUUGCUCUCGACCCAUCGUCGAAUCCAUACUCCAACAACUCGGAUGCACAACUGGAGAAACCAGAGAACAUGCAGGCAACAAAAAGCGAGGUUCUCCGGAAGGCCCUCCGCCUGGAUGGGCUCGGCUUGUUCAAGAGCCCUCAAAGCGAUGGGCCUCUGCGUGGGAUCAGCACGUUGAUGAAGGGGACUCCGAGUGAUGCGCCGCCAGGGCUAGGAAACUGGGACAACUCUUGCUACCAGAACAGCGUAAUACAGGGUCUUGCAUCUCUUCCUUCCUUGAAAGCAUAUCUCACAUGCACCACCUCCGAAUUCCCCGGCCUUUCAUGGAGCACGACAAACGGAGCACUAUUUGAUACCAUAUCUCGGCUGCACGAUCACGAGAACUUCGGACAGCGGCUCUGGACUCCUGGCAAGCUCAAAUCAAUGAGUAGCUUCCAACAACAGGAUGCGCAGGAAUAUUACUCGAAAAUCUUGGAUGAGUUGGAUAAGGAGAUAUUGAAAGCCCUGAAGGACGCUGGCACAUCCAAGUCUCGUGGCCUUUCGGAUGCCGAAGACCUGGUCAACCAUUGUGAUUCAGAGCGCACACAAACUGGACGAGAAGAUAACGGGGACUCUACACCAACAAGCGACAUAUCAAAAAGCGGCCAUGCGGGACUGCAAAACCCCCUCGACGGCUUGCUAGCUCAGCGAGUAGGAUGCAUAAACUGCGGAUACACCGAAGGCCUCUCCAUGAUACCAUUCAACUGCAUCACGGUUCCCUUGGGGCGUGAGUGGGUCUACGAUGUUCGAGACUGUCUCAGCGAGUACACCAAGCUGGAAUACAUCGAGGGUGUAGACUGCGCCAAAUGCUCUCUACUCCGCACCCAAAAGACACUCCGCAGCUUAAUGGAAACCCAGAAGGACAAAAUGCCCGAGGGUCUCCGCAUCAAUGUCCAGUCGCGUCUUGACGCUGUCACCGAAGCAUUGGAUGACGAUGACUUUGCCGAUAGCACCUUGAUCAAAAAGUGUCAGGUGCCCAAAAAGAGCUGGGUGUCUAGCACAAAAUCGAGACAGGCUGUAAUUGCGCGGCCUCCCAAAGCUCUCGUCAUUCAUGUCAACCGCAGCGUAUUCGACGAACUCACAGGCGCCCAGAUGAAGAACUACGCAGAGGUGCGGUUUCCGAAGGACUUGGAUCUUGGCCCCUGGUGCUUAGGUAGCCGAUCUGGACGCGAUGAAGAGUGGACAGAGGAUCCAAACAUGUCAAUGAUUGCUGAUUUGGACGAGGACUUGGAACCAUCGCCCUUCAAAUUCACUCUUCGGGCCGUCGUUACUCAUUACGGCCGUCACGAGAACGGCCAUUACAUUUGCUACCGGAAGCAUCCUACCAUCAGCAGCGACUCCAAUGACCGAGUGGUUUCGAAAGAGUCGUUUUCCGAUAACGAAAGCGACUCACCCCAACUUGACCAAUCUUGGUGGCGUCUCAGUGACGAAGAUGUCUCUAAGGUGUCGGAAAGCCAUGUUCUCGGCCAAGGAGGUGUCUUCAUGCUAUUUUACGAACGCUGUGAAAGCGAUCCACCUCCACCUUCACAAGUCUCUUCCGGAACAGCUAUCGACUCAUCAUUUGAUGCGCUCGCCAUUACCUCGCCAUCUACACGCAGUGUUGCCGAGAUGGAUGACGGCUUUGAUAUGGCGCAAAGUGCUGCUGGGGUGCCGCUUCCAGAAGAUGAGGAUGACAGAGAGCUUGAUCCAUCUUGUCAGUCCUAUGUUGCUCCCUCCGAUCCAAGUCGUGAAGCGACGGUGGAAUCGACGGACAUCGGACCUAAAUCCUCAUUCCCGCUUGCGAAUGUUUCUAACAGCAUUCAGUCUUCUCAAGCAGGAUAUUCUAGCGCCUCAUAUCCAACCUCGCCGCCCGACGAACUCAUGUCUUUAUCGACGAGCUCCGAUAGGCAAGAUCUCAGCUUCUCAGAAACCAAUGGCUCUCUCUCAUCACAAAUGACCAGCGACGACGACGUCGUCCCCGAAGCUGACUGUUUACCUGUGGAUGCACCUGCACGUCAACCCUUGGCAGCCCAAAGCCCAGCGUAUAUGAGAACCGCAGGCACGUCAGGCAGUCGCAGGAAUAAUGGGUCUAGGUCUUCUCUGCCGAUGGUUGCUGCUACAUAAGGUUUGUCUUUAUUUUUGUCUUCAAACUUCAUGACCGUAAUGGGUUUUACGAAUAGCGUUGGAUCACUAGUCUGGCGUUUUAGGGGCCUUUGCCGUCACGGCGGCGUUCCGGCGCUGCAUGAGGGAAUAAGGGUAGGCGUUUUCGUGGUUGCAUUUGGGGUCGGGCACACUAGAAACCUGCCCGAAUAUUGAGAUGAUUAAUAGAAUGUGGUGUCUUGAAGGUGUUGUCUUGGUGGUUUGUUGCGGCACGAUCUGGACCUGGUUUAGCCAGCAGUCUUACCAGUACGAUAAUGAAAUAUGACCCCAUCUUUCGACUCGAUAAUCUCACAUCGACCUCAUGGUCUUUUGUUUCUAUGCAUACCUUCAUUUUCAUGCGGAUCACGCCUGUUGCUUUGUUGCAGAAUGUAUUGUGUGAUAAUCUUUACAGUGGUCGAGCGGGUGAGCUUAAUAGGAUCUUUCAUCACCUGGCUGUGCGCCUG
This is a messenger RNA of Mytilinidion resinicola, 2672 nucleotides long. Its product is annotated as cysteine proteinase. Gene Ontology annotation, molecular function: cysteine-type deubiquitinase activity; cysteine-type endopeptidase activity. Gene Ontology annotation, biological process: protein deubiquitination. The coding region runs from base 7 to 2193 and encodes 728 amino acids. The record is from RefSeq and is a predicted model, not a curated record. The transcript has 2 exons. NCBI's taxonomy places the organism in Eukaryota, Fungi, Ascomycota, Dothideomycetes, Mytilinidiales, Mytilinidiaceae. Gene Ontology annotation, cellular component: nucleus; cytosol.